AUGGCGAUGAGGGGUGGUGGCUACGGUUACGGCGUCUCGGCGUACGGCAACUACGACAGCUACGCGAGGGACUUCGGUUUCGGGUUUGGUGGCAGUGGUGCGCGUCCACCGCCGGGCGGCGGGUAUUUCGGCGGCGGCGGAGGGUCAGGGGAAAGCGGUGGACCUACCGCGAGGGUAAACCCAGAGUAUUACCAGAAAGAGGGCGGCUACGGGUACGAGGGCACGAGGACGUCGGCGAUAGACGAGACGGAAAACCCGGCGGCAAAGCGGCGCAAGGUGGAGGGUGUGUCGAUAUGCUUCGACUUCGUACGCGGCCACUGCGGGAGAGGAGCUAAGUGCUCAAAGCCGCACGUCAACUUCGUAGAGUCCAUCGACGAGCGAGAGAUCAUGUCAAAGGUCAAGUUUUGUCACGACUUUCAAAACCGUGGCAUGUGCUCGCGAGGUGACUGCAAGUUUCUGCACGUGACUCGCGCGAGGAAGAUGACUUUUUACUAA
Molecule: messenger RNA, 495 nt
Organism: Geodia barretti
Lineage: Eukaryota; Metazoa; Porifera; Demospongiae; Tetractinellida; Geodiidae
Source: the annotation of a GenBank genome assembly